ACCCAUGGUGCAGGCGCCGAGUCCAACGAACUUCCGCGUCGACCCAAAUCCCAUAGGCAAAUGCCACUGGAUUUCCAAAUUCUGAUAAGUCAGAGAUAAUCCUUCCCGCGUAAUAUCCUCUGCCGAUCACCAUGGCGUUCUCGCCGUUGAAGGUGAUGAACGGAGAAAGAGCCGUGGUUCUCCUCUUCGUCUUCCGUGUUCUCUUCUCUCUACCCCUCUCUCUCCUCCCCCACGCCCUCUCCCUCUCUCUCCUCUCCCUCUUCUCUCUCUUCGUCGAGAUCCGCGCCGACGAUUCCGUCUCCCUCUUCAAAACCAGGCCAGGUGCUUCAUCGGGAAUAAUGUUGGGAGCAGUUACGUUGCCGACUGUAAUGCUCUCGAAAUUGAUUCAGCUUUCAAGAGCUUUCUCUUUGCAACAAAUUGAGCUUGGAGAGCUUGAACAUAUGACAAUGCAAUUUUGGGCCACAUCGGCUUGUUGCUGUGGUGUGCUUAUAUUCCUCUCCAUAGUUAUGUGGUGCGCGGCCAACAAUAAGAACCCCCAUUUCUCCUGUAGUGUUUGGGAUGCUAAGUUUAGCUUAAGCUGUGUCAUCUUAUAUUCGGUGAUUUGCUGUAUAUCGCUUGCUACAAUAUCUCAUACUGGCUUUAACACAGCUUUAAAGUUAUUGUGGUUGCUAUGUCAUGGAUUUGCAGCAGUGAAAUUAAUUCAACAUCUUCUCAACACGUUUCCCUGUUGUGCUUCAGUUGGGGAAGCACUUUUGGUGACUUCAGGUCUUGUACUCUACUUUGGUGACAUGUUGGCAUGUACCAUUUCAAAGGUCUGUAGACUCUUGAUCUCACCAGAGUUGGUGUCCAUACGAUAUGGAAUUAAAAGAAGUGAGAUAGGUAUCGUUAUUCAGGGUGUGCUGCUUGGCCUUCUUAUUUUUUCAGCAGUCUUUAAAUUUGUAAUCCGCUUAUGGGAAUACUUCUGGGGAGCUGACAACUCUGAAUCAAGACAAAACAAAGAGAUUGGGAGAUCUCUUAUAUUCUUUACUUCCCUUGGAUUCACCAUGAUUGCGGUUGCCCCAUCUUGGAUGAUGAUCGUCCUAGAUUUUGAUGUGCAUCCUGUAUUAUGGAUAUUCCAGUUUGUUUUUUCAGAACCAUACAAAAGACUGUCACUAUGUAUCUACUGGUUGGGUUUGAUAUAUGCAUCUGUCUUGAGGUUCUACAAGAUUUCUAAGAAUAGUAAGAUUGAGAGGAUUCUUCUUCGAAAAUACUACCAUCUACUGGCUGUUUCAAUGUUUCUGCCCGCUCUUAUAUACCAGCCAAAAUUUCUUGAUCUAGCAUUUGGUGCAGCUUUGGCAGUUUUCUUGGUAUUAGAGAUUAUUCGAGUUUGGAGAAUUUGGCCUUUAGGGCAACUUGUACAUCAAUUUAUGAGUGCCUUUACAGAUCAUCGUGACUCAGAUCUUCUUAUUGUCAGCCACUUUUCUCUCUUAUUGGGAUGUGCACUUCCUAUCUGGAUGUCCUCUGGGUUCAAUGAUCGACCUCUUACCCCGUUUGCUGGAGUUUUAAGCCUUGGCAUCGGAGAUACAAUGGCAUCAAUGGUUGGCCACAAGUAUGGUGUCCUUAGGUGGAGCAAAACUGGCAAGAAAACCAUCGAAGGAACUGCAGCUGGUAUAACAUCUGUCCUUGCUGCUUGCUCUGUUCUGCUUCCACUUUUGGCUUCUAAAGGAUACAUUCUAACUCAGCAUUGGUUCCCUCUUCUCAUAGCCGUGACUACAAGUGGUUUGUUGGAGGCCUACACAGCGCAACUUGAUAAUGCUUUUAUACCACUGGUCUUCUACAGCCUUCUCUGUUUGUAAAUGCUAAUCUCAACCUUGCAAAAAGACAAGUAUACACUGAUAGUUACAAAGAAAUUCUUUCCCAUGUGAUUCCCUUCAGCAUCUCCUUUUUUUUGGUAGAUAUCCUAACCAA
Molecule: messenger RNA, 1947 nt
Organism: Theobroma cacao (cacao)
Lineage: Eukaryota; Viridiplantae; Streptophyta; Magnoliopsida; Malvales; Malvaceae
Product: phosphatidate cytidylyltransferase family protein
Biological process (GO): dolichyl monophosphate biosynthetic process
Cellular component (GO): endoplasmic reticulum membrane
Molecular function (GO): dolichol kinase activity
Source: RefSeq, a predicted model, not a curated record